Messenger RNA from Cylindrotheca closterium, 3309 nucleotides. The record is from the annotation of a GenBank genome assembly. NCBI's taxonomy places the organism in Eukaryota, Bacillariophyta, Bacillariophyceae, Bacillariales, Bacillariaceae.
AUGGGGCGCAGACGAAAGAGGUCAAACAGCGAUAAUGAUGAGUCGCUUGAACAAAGUUACAAUCAAUCUCAGCCCAAUCGCCGCCUUUCCGUGACAGAGAACGACGAGAGUUCAAUAGGGGAAAGCGAUUCCGCGAAGAAAGCAAAGACGUCUUUGGAAAAGACUCUAGUCGAACCAUCCAACAGCAGAGCAAAAGAGUCAUCAGAAAGCGUGACCAAAACUGACAUAUCCGAAAAAGAGAAACAGAGAAUAGAAAGACUUCAGAAGAAAAAGAAGCACCGAAAAGAGCAAAAAAAAGCCAAGGCGCUCACAAAACAGGAAACGACAGUAACACAGUCAAAUACGGUCAAUUCAGCAAAGGAAAGGAAACCGAAAGAUUCCGUCGACAAGAAGGACAAUUCGAACACAGAAUUUAAGACCAUGGCUAAAGGAGUGCAAUACAGAGACGUGGUCAUUGGUAAGGGCCCUUCCGUGCAAGAGAGGAAGAAAAUUCGAGUGACGUACAUACUCAGAGCUAUACACCGCUAUGGCAAGAUUCUGGAUUCGUCCAAUGACUUCAAAUUUCGAAUAGGUCGAGGCGAAGUUGUGAAGGGUUGGGAUAUUGGCAUUAUGGGUAUGCGACAAGGCGGGAAGCGGUAUCUCAUCGUUCCUCCAAAUGCUGGGUACGGAGGACUGAAUAGAUAUCUCACGGAUCAUGCUGGUGCUACCCAAAGUUUUUGCAAUGAUGAUCUCGCGAGGACACUACUAAGCCCGAUUCAGAGCAGGGAAAUUUACCCUGACAUGGAUCCAACACCCAAUGCGACCGCUUAUGAGGAAAUGGGUGGAGAAUUGUCGGAAGGCAGCGGCAUUGCAGCACAACCAAGGAAACAAUCCCAUGCACAGAAAGUUGCGAAUUCACUUCACGGUGUUGUAGUUCCAAAGGCGGAACCUAUCAAAUGGUAUCACUUUCUGGCGCUGUCAUUAUAUAUUGCAAUUCCGGUUAUCGCAUACGUAAUGGUAUUUACGACCAUGGGAUUCGGAGGUGAUUUGUUUUUUUACGUUGCUGACAAAUAUGGAGAAUAUUCAAUGAUGGCCAUUGCUGCAACCGUUGGAGUCACAUUUGUAGCAUACAUGCUAGAUUUCACUGACUGGAGAUCGAAUACUGGGGUUGUUUUACAGAAGAUGGUAUGGGCAUUCAUCGUGGUGGGUGUCAUUGCCUUUACACUGCUCAUGGUGAACGAAUACCCAUACGGCCCCAUCGCUGUAUUUGCAUUCAUCACGCCCAUGUAUCUUGUGGCAAUCAAAGGAAUCUGUUAUAGUGAUCUGGAGACAAAAACUUUCAUCUCAUGGCUUUCUGGACCACUAUUCUUUGUGGCGCUGGUGAAUGGAAUCAUUUGGAUCAUUUGGACAUUCCGAGAGGACAAAAAUGAGUAUAACGAAUAUUUCCGAGUGAACAACGCAGAAGAAGCUGGCUGUCCAGCUCCAGACUUCAACGAAUACCCCAACUGUGACAGUCUUGCUAAUCCUGGAACACUCUGCGUCACGGUGUUCAACAAUGAAUUUGUGUUCGAGAAAUCCGCCGACGAUGGGACCUAUUGCCCUGUCUCUUGUACGGAAAUUUACGACGACUGCUUGAACAUUUUUAUUUUGUGGGUUGGCCCACCCAUGUUCUCCAUGGUCCUCAUCUUCUUAAGUUUCUUUGCCACCUUCUUACGAGCGGGAAAUGGAGAAAAGGAUAUGUUGAAUUUUGGAAAAGUAUGGAUGUUUUUACUGUUUGCCACUUGGCUUACUGCUUCAUUGGCUGGGAUUGCUGCUGGUGUUGCUUCUGCUCUCAUGGCAUUAACACUGGCAUCAUUCAUCGGUUCUGCCGUCUUUAUUGCGUCUUCUGUGUCUUACGACGAAGGAAAAACACAAGCCAAAGGUUUCUGGGAAAAAAUCAAGGAAAAGUAUGGUGAAAACAUGAUGAAUGUGCUCCGAGGCUUGGGAAUUAUCACUUUGACGCCGGCAUUCUUGAUUUUUCUAGUCCUGUCUAUGCUCAAUCAGUGUGUACGUCGUUGUGGUUUGCCAUGUUCCAAGAAAAUGAAGACAGACAAAGAAAGAAGCGACUUUAUUACAAAGCGAGCACGUCGUGCAAUCGAUACUUACUUGACAUGGGAUCGAAGCACUGUUUUCACUUAUGCUGUUUACUGGGGGGCUGCUUUCAUGAUUUUACAGGUCAUUGUUUCCCAAUUCACUGUGCUGUUUCUAUCCUGGCUUAUCGAAGCGACAGCUCCUUUAGGGCUUGGUCCCGUCACUGGAAUCAUGGUUGGCGUCGGACUUGUCAUGUUCUUGUUACCACCUGUUCCUGGGGUACCUAUCUACCUCACUUUGGGAAUUGUCGUUUUGGCAACAGGACGCGACACUCUCGGCGUCGUUGGAUGCGUCGGGUAUGGUUGUGGUGUGUCGAUAGUCUUGAAACUUCUAGCAUGUACAAUGCAGCAAAAGCUAAUUGGCGAACAGCUUUCAAAUUAUGUUGCUGUGCGACAACUUGUGGGCAUCAACUCGUCGGUCAUUCGUGCAAUGAAACUGAUUCUGCAAGAGCCUGGUUUCAGUGUCCCAAAAGUUGCGAUCUUGAUCGGAGGACCCGAUUGGCCCACUUCGGUUUUGUGUGGUCUCAUGCGUCUUCAGUUGUUGCCCAUUCUUAUUGGAACUAUUCCUGUGAUUUUUUUGAUUGUUCCCACUCUUCUCACGGGUACGUUCACGUACAUGUCAUCGUUAACACUAGAUGACGGAACUCCAGAGUUCGCAUACGCAGGAGUUCUUGCAACGGUAUUUGCCGCAAUAACAGCGAUUGUUCAGUUUGGAUCGAUGGUCGUAGCAGCAUAUUAUCUCGAGCAAACAGCCAGUGCACGAGAGGAAGAACUCGCACAAAUACCCAUCGAUCAAGAGGUCAAAGAAAGAGAACAAAAAGACGAUGAAUUGAGAAGGUGUUACAAGGAAGUGACGAAAUGGGAGAUCGUUCCCUUCAUCCCGAAGAUGAUUCUUCGUCUUGCCGUUGUAACCAUGAUAGGCUCUUGCUACAUGGUGCAACUAUUUGCGAGCAGUAGUUUUGCGGAGUAUGAACUGACGUAUACAAUAGACAACAAUCUGGAUGGAGAUUGGACUAAUCUACUCCUUCCAUUGGGGCGAAUUGCAUCUCUCCUCUUCGUGAUUUCAUCUGUCCUAGUAUACGGUUACGUAAAGUGGGCAGGACAUGAAGCUAGAAAAAUGAUGGCGUACCAAGACGCUGAGGCACCAAGUCAGACGAACACACAAAGUGGAGGCAACAGACUUCCAGAAGCGCAAGAAUGA